UAAAUGACAUGCAUACUAAAAAUAGCCAUUACAAAUUUUGACAUUCCUUAAAAAGUUAGGACAGCAUUUGACAUAUUAAACAGAUUAUCAUUAAGGACUGAAAUAAAAUGAGGAUACCUUUGGAGAGGGAGAAUGACAAUGUGCGAGUGUGCGUCCGAUGUCGUCCUAUGAAUGAUACAGAAAAAGGCCAAGGAUGUACACAGGUUGUCAAGGUUGAUACAGUAAGAAAGAACAUCACAGUUGAACACAAAGAUCACACAAAUAAAGGAGAACCUCCAAAAACGUUCUCAUUUGAUCAGGUAUAUGCCCCAGACAGUAAGCAGUUAGACUUGUAUAAUGAAACAGCUAGACCAAUUGUGGAUUUUGUGUUGGAGGGAUAUAAUGGAACAAUAUUUGCAUACGGACAGACAGGGACUGGGAAAACAUUCACUAUGGAGGGUGUCAGAGCUGUACCUGAACUUAGAGGAGUCAUACCUAACUCAAUGGUAACCAGGUUUUUGGUUCGAGUCUCGUACCUGGAGAUUUACAAUGAGGAAGUUAGAGAUCUGCUUGGCAAGGACCAGCACCAAAGACUUGAGGUCAAAGAACGGCCAGAUAUAGGUGUGUAUGUCAAAGAUUUGUCUGCCUUUGUUGUCAACAAUGCUGAUGAUAUGGAUCGUAUAAUGACGCUGGGAAAUAAAAACAGGGUAACUGGCGCCACAAAUAUGAACCUUCAUAGCUCCAGAUCUCAUGCAAUUUUCACUGUUACUAUAGAAUGCAGCGAGAAAGGUCCCGACGGCGAGCAGCAUGUCCGAGUUGGGAAAUUGCAUUUAGUUGAUUUAGCGGGUUCAGAAAGGCAGGCGAAGACUGGGGCGACAGGACAGCGUUUAAAAGAAGCUACAAAGAUUAACCUGUCUCUAUCUACUCUGGGUAAUGUGAUCUCGGCUCUAGUGGAUGGGAAGAGCAGUCAUAUACCGUACAGAAACUCUAAACUGACACGUCUGCUGCAAGAUUCACUUGGCGGGAAUUCUAAAACUGCUAUGAUAGCAAACAUCGGUCCAGCGGACUACAACUACGAUGAGUCAAUCAGUACAUUACGUUAUGCAAACAGAGCUAAAAAUAUCCAGAACAAAGCUAAGAUUAAUGAAGAUCCUAAAGACGCUUUACUGAGACAGUUCCAGAAAGAGAUAGAGGAACUCAGAAAACAGUUGGAAGAAGGAGUGACAGACAGUGAGGGGUCAGAGGAAGAGAGUGAGGAAGAAUUUAUAAAUGAAGAUGGUGUGAAGGUCAAAAGAAAAAAGAAGAAGACAAAGAAAGGAGAUCAGUCAGGAAAACAUAUCUCAAAGGAAAAGAUGGCAGAAAUUCAGGCCAAAAUUGCAGCAGACCGUCGGAAAUUAGAAGAACAAAAAGAUAUGGCAGAGGAGGAAAAGAACAAAGUAAAAGAUGAUCUCCUAGAAAAAGAAACUGAACUGAAAAAAUACCAGUAUGUCAGUAAUGCUCUGGCACAGAAGUUGGCAGCCAUUGAGAAGAAGAUUAUAGUGGGUGGGGAAAAUUUGUUGGAGAAAGCGGAGGAACAAGAAAGAUUGCUGGAGGAAAGUGCCCUCGAAUUACAGGAGAGAAAAGUUGUAGAGGAAAAGUUACGCAACAAGCUACAGGAAAAAGAGAGGUAUGUUUAACAUUGUAGCAAAGAACGUUUGGACAUUGAGGAGAAAUAUUCAAGUCUGCAGGAAGAAAUAACGGGAAAAACGAAGAAACUGAAAAAAGUUUGGACAAUGCUUAUGCAGGCCAAAUCUGAGAUAGCAGAUUUACAACAAGAACAUCAACGUGAGAUGGAAGGUUUGUUAGAGAAUGUACGUCAGUUGUCACGAGAAUUAAAGUUACAGAUGACCAUCAUAGACAACUUUAUACCUCCAGAAUAUCAGGUAAAUGUUAUUUAUUAUGUCAUUUGUAAAUCACCAGAAUAUCAGGUAAAUGUUAUUUAUUAUGUCAUUUGUAAAUCACCAGAAUAUCAGGUAAAUGUUAUUUAUUAUGUCAUUUGUAAAUCACCAGAAUAUCAGUGUAAAUCACCAGGAUAUCGGGUAAAUGUUAUUUAUUAUGUCAGGUGUAAAUCACCAGGAUAUCAGGGCCAGGAGCCAGACCUGUCGAACAUCUACCUCGCCUAUACAGCAGAGGGGGCACAACAGGCUAUGAAGCAGAAGUCAUCCAAAUCAUCCCGACCAAAAUCAGGCCGCCCCAAAUCUUCGAGACCAAAAUCAUCAAAAAAAAAGCGUAACAAGGACGCAGAGAUAGACUCUGUACUGCAGUGACUUUAUCACGCAGCAUUUGCUUUACUCCUUCUAGACAUGUACCUGUAUUGGAGCUGCGUUUAUCUGACCUGGUUGAUCGAAGGCGAUGUUGCAGAAAUAUCAUCGUAUAUAAAUAUACAAGGCACCCCCGUUUAUCCUUGGCUGAAUUCAAGAACUUUAUCUGCCCUUAUUAUGUUUCUGGCAGUCAUAGUCACAUGGGUUAUGUCAUUUUCAUUCUUAAGACAUACUACCUAAACAAUUUUUCUCUUUUAAUAAUCUUUUGUAAUAUUUAACAUUUUUUUGUGUCUAUUUUUAAAAAAAAUCCAGACCAAUAUUUUACAAUCAAAACAAUUUUGGAAUACUCUCGCGAGUGGAAUAACUCGUGUAUAAUUUAACAUAAAUUUUUAUCUUACAUAAUAUUUACUUGUGUUUGGACCAAGACAAAAAGUUAAAGCUGACCAAAUGUUCCCUGUUCAGACAGUAUCAUUUUAUGACCCGGUCAAAAACAUAAACGUGCUACCAUGAUAUUGAUAUUUAUAAGUAUGUACACAUUUAUAUUUUAAUUGUCACUUAAUGAGUGACUGCUGUUAUUACGUAUAGAAGUUGCAUGAUGAUAAAAAAGGUUGUGUUUGUUGCUAGACUUAGUAAAUGGCAGUUGUUUAUAUUGAAUAAUUUUUUUAAUUUUUUAAUACCUUUGAAUUGAGUCUCUCAUCAGGUUCAUUGUUAUUUACAUGUGCAAAAACUUGAAACUUAGAUAAUAAAAACUUACCUGCAGUAAUGCAAUUUAUUUGUGCUUAUACUACAACAACAUUUUUGCAACAUUAAUCUUAUUUGUUUGAUUUCAGUUGUCCGAACUUGUUUAAGGGAGAUUUUACCUUCACCCUUGUAAUGGGAUAGCCCUGCUAUGAAUUUGGAUCUGUUAAUUUUAAGUUAAAGGGGUUCUGCAGUAUUAUUAUGGUAAAAUUGAGUAUUUGGUCUGAUCAGACUGUAAUAAAACCACCAUCUAGACUGGUUCUUUUUUGGUGGCAGGGGUCAAUCAAUUAUGACUAAAAACACCCAAGUUGGUCAGAGUAUUUUUUAGUUUUUGUACUUUGGGUUUAAAUAUGUUCAGGGGUUAAUUAAUUCAGAAAUCUCAGCAGGUCCUUAAGUCUAUAUUAUGGACUGUCCUGUAAAUCCAUAUUAUACUGUUGUUACAUGUCAUUAACUUUUUUUAAGUUGUGCUGAUGAUUUUUUUAGCAGUUUACCGUAUUAAGUUAGUGCAUAAUUUAGACUCAUACAUUUUGUUGCGUUUUUUGUCAUUAUGGACCUCUCAGAGCGAUUAUGAUUAUUUUUGCGAUUCCCUCCAUGAUUUAUUUAUUUUUAUUUUAUUUUUCCAUAGAAUAAUGCUGUGAUAAUUUCAAAUUUAUUGUACAUUUCUCUUUGUGCUUUGUAUCAAACUGAUUUAUAUUGUAAAUAUGCAUGAUUAAAAUAUUGAUCAUUGAAAAUUAAAAUAUAACUUUUUA
This is a messenger RNA of Ruditapes philippinarum (Manila clam), 3766 nucleotides long. Its product is annotated as kinesin-like protein KIF3A. Gene Ontology annotation, biological process: microtubule-based movement. Lineage: Eukaryota; Metazoa; Mollusca; Bivalvia; Venerida; Veneridae. Gene Ontology annotation, molecular function: microtubule motor activity; microtubule binding; ATP binding. The record is from RefSeq and is a predicted model, not a curated record. The transcript has 19 exons.